CGGGGCAGCGUCGUAAAGCAUAAUACUGUGAGAAAACGUGCGCGGGGGUAGUUGUGUUUUUUUAUUAAGACUUUCAAUUUAAAAAUGGUUCGUAAAUUAAGAUUUCACGAGCAGAAGCUCUUAAAGAAAGUAGAUUUUAUUAACUGGGAAGUGGACAACAAUUUGCACGAGGUGAAAGUGUUGCGGAAAUACCGCAUCGAGAAGAGAGAAGAUUACACCAAGUACAACAAGCUGAGCCGCAACAUCCGAGAGCUGACGGGGAAGAUCCGUGACCUGGACGAGAAGGACGGUUUCCGGGCUCAGAGCACGACGCAGCUGCUGGAGAAACUCUACAGCGUGGGCCUGAUCCCCACCAAACAGAGUCUGGCUCUCGCUGAUAAAGUCUCUGCGUCGUCCUUCUGCAGGAGGCGGUUGCCGUGGGUGAUGCUGAAACUGCGCAUGGCUCAGAACUUGAAGAACGCAGUCACUUUCAUCGAACAGGGACAUAUUCGUGUCGGCCCUGAGAUCAUCACAGAUCCUGCGUUUCUGGUCACAAGGAACAUGGAGGACUUUGUGACCUGGGUGGACUCGUCCAAGAUUAAGCAACAUGUCAUGAAUUACAAUGAGGAGCGAGAUGACUUUGAUCUCGUGGUUUAAAUCUGCUGUAGUGAUUUUCAACCAUGGAGACAGUCAGAGCUGGGAAUCAGGAGCUGCUCGAGGUCUUCACUCAGACGACCGACGUGGAGAAUUGACAAACACGCCAUCAACACAUUCCAGCCAAGUUCACACGUGUGAACAGGAGAAUGUUACAUUUAGAGCUUUUAUACAUUGGUAUUGUGUUGUGAGGUGAAAAUAUUUAUUUGAGGAUAAAACUUGUCAUCGUCAUGGACAGAAAAAAGCAGUUUGUAAUGCAGAGUUUCUAUCUGAUAUAUAAACGUCCUUUUAUUUAUAUGUAUGUAUGUAUGUAUGUAUGUAUGUAUGUACUUUCAGAAUAUUUGAUACGUUUUCAUAUUAUAAUACUUUGUCAGGUAACAGUAAUUGUUCAAGAAAUUGUCUCAUUUGGGGGAAAAAAAGAAUGUGAUAUUGAAAGAGAAAGGCAUUUAAAUUUAAAAGUCUAAAACAAACAAGAACAAAAUCAUUAGAAACUCACUUUGAUUAGUGCGAAGAUGAAGUAUGCCAGAGUUCAGCUCUGAAAUUGUAUAACUAUACAUUCCUCGAGUUGCCUUUGAAGGAAAAGAAGUGGGUCCAGCUGGGGGUGGAGCUUGUUUCAGGGUCAGAAAAAAUGGAAAUGGUGCCUUAAAUGAAAUGAAGAAAUGAGCCAUGGAGAUGUUAAAAUUCCCAGCGUUUACGGUGUCUAUAAAGUGGUACGAGUGUUCAUGAUUUAGAAACGCUUUCAAAUAGCACACACUCCAACUUUAACUAAAUAAAAGUCAAUUCAUCCCCAAGUGUUUUAUUCCUCUCAUAGCAAUUAGAUCCCCCCCAUACCGUUUUUGUUUUUCAUUUGAAUCUUGUUGGUUACUUUGUCAGUGAAAGGUGGAAGAAGAUCUGAUGUGAUUUAUUUUGGCUGUUUUUUUUUGUUUGUUUGUUUUUAUAAAUAAGAAUUUAAACAUCACAAUAUCCUGAGAAUUGAACAGGGGUGUGUAAACUUUUACAUCCACUGUACAUUGAAGCUGUUUGACCUUCCCACAUUGCCACACGUGUUCUGCAUGAAUUUAUCUCUAUGACCAUUCAAUUAUUUGAGCUUUUUAUUUGUUUAAAUGUUAACAACUAAGAAUGUAAAAUGAACAAGAGGACGUAUAAUUUUUAUUUU
This is a messenger RNA of Ictalurus punctatus (channel catfish), 1789 nucleotides long. It is a transcript of the gene imp3, whose product is annotated as IMP U3 small nucleolar ribonucleoprotein 3. Gene Ontology annotation, molecular function: rRNA binding; snoRNA binding; structural constituent of ribosome. Gene Ontology annotation, biological process: rRNA processing. Bases 85 to 636 code for a protein of 183 amino acids. NCBI's taxonomy places the organism in Eukaryota, Metazoa, Chordata, Actinopteri, Siluriformes, Ictaluridae. Gene Ontology annotation, cellular component: small ribosomal subunit; small-subunit processome; Mpp10 complex. The record is from RefSeq and is a predicted model, not a curated record. The transcript has 7 exons.